Molecule: messenger RNA, 1007 nt
Organism: Homarus americanus (American lobster)
Lineage: Eukaryota; Metazoa; Arthropoda; Malacostraca; Decapoda; Nephropidae
Exons: 3
Coding region: 84-848 (254 amino acids)
Source: RefSeq, a predicted model, not a curated record
UAUAUAUAGAGACGUUUGCUGAUGGGACGGAGUUACUUGGUGAAACAAACUUGGCCAAGGCAACACACACUUACAGACACACGAUGCAGUUGGGAAUGGUCUCGGCUCUCCUGGUGGGGUUACUAGCGAUGGGUGACGCCCUAGGUCUAGAGUUAGCUGGUAUACCCCUGAAUUUGGCUCUGCCUCUCCCUGGUGGACUUGGUGCACUUGGUGGACUUGGUGGACUUGGUGCACUUGGUGGACUUGGUGCACUUGGUGGACUUGGUGGACUUGGUGGAAUUAAGACCGUAUUGGCAGUGGCUGGUAUUGAAGGCAUUGGGCUUCUCGUCAUUGUUAAACUCCUGAAGAAAGUGUUGUCAGGAGGUGAGGAGGAGGAAGCCCCACAGCCACACUAUAUUUACCUACCUCCACCACCUUCCUACCACAGCGCCCCUCCACCACCUUCCUACCACAGCGCCCCUCCACCACCACCUCCUCCCCACUACAGCCGCCAUAAGCGAGCCAUCGUACAGGGCAUGCAAGAAGUCGCUGAAGCAGAGAAGCUGUUGCUGUCAGCCGUCACUCACCUGGACACUAAUGGCUGUGUGUUGAAGCUCCUGUGUUCAUUAAAUAACAAGCAGGAGUUUGAUCGCACCCCAGAGGACAAGCUGAUCCUCCAGUUGUUCUCCGCUAACCCAGAGGCCAUGUCCUCCUUCAACACCGCCCCCCUGGAGCGUAAAGAAGCCGAUCAGACUCCAGCUGAAGAUCAAUCUAAGUGUGAUGAGUUGUUCCCCAAGUGUCCGCUGAAGGAGAAGGAACUAGAUAUUGUCCUGAAGCAGACUUGGGGGUGUGAGAACUUCCCCUUGUAGCUUGUGUACGUGAGAUGUCUUUGUUUAUGUAUACAAGAACAGUGCAAGCAAUGUAAACACUGUGCAAACAAUGUCAGGGAUCGUCCGUCUUGCCACACACUAAUGUAAAUAUCACUGUGUUCAAAGUGUUAUUUGUACCCAAUAUCCAAAGAUCUAUAA